AUGGCCGAUCCAGUGGCUGAUUUUCUCGCUCGAGAACAAGAUCUGCUUGCUGAAAUUGAUGGAGCUCCUGCUCCCGCUGCUGCUGUGAACCCGCCAGUUCCUCCCCCUGCUGGACGAGAAGACGAUGAAGAGCAAAUUGCAGACGAUUUUGGUGGAUUAAUGGGACCUCCUUCGGUCGGAGGAGGAGACUCAGGCGUCGAUCUAGCUGGUUUGGAUUACCAGGCGACUCCACCAGUUCCGCUUGUCAAUGGAACUGGUGCCAAUAGUCAUCAGUCAGCCGCAAGCUCUAAAGGCACUUCACCAGUUCCUUCUGUGCCACGCAUCGAGGCUGAGAACAUACGCAGAUGGCGUGAACAGCAGAAAAUUCUUCUUGAAAAGAAAGAUGAGGCAGAAGAAAAGAAGAAAAACGAACUUCGUAAUGCAGCAAAAAAGGAGUUGGAGGAUUGGUACAAGCAGCGAGAAGCAGCUCUUAAACUAACAAAGGAAGCUAACAGAAAAGCGGAGCAGGAGCAUUUAGCAGCUUUCGGUCGUGAACAAGGAGAAGGUGCACAAUGGGACGAAAUUGCACGACUGUGCGAGGCAAAAGCUGCUCAGAAAGGAGGAAAGGAUGUUAGCCGUCUGAAAAGUCUUCUACUUCAUCUUAAAGAUCAGAACCAGAAUCGCAAGUAA
Messenger RNA from Ostertagia ostertagi, 669 nucleotides. Lineage: Eukaryota; Metazoa; Nematoda; Chromadorea; Rhabditida; Trichostrongylidae. The record is from the annotation of a GenBank genome assembly.